Danaus plexippus (monarch butterfly) is the source of this 2749-nucleotide messenger RNA. RefSeq lists its product as uncharacterized. Gene Ontology annotation, cellular component: plasma membrane; striated muscle dense body. Gene Ontology annotation, biological process: regulation of muscle contraction; regulation of potassium ion transport. The record is from RefSeq and is a predicted model, not a curated record. Gene Ontology annotation, molecular function: potassium channel regulator activity. The transcript is spliced from 6 exons. NCBI's taxonomy places the organism in Eukaryota, Metazoa, Arthropoda, Insecta, Lepidoptera, Nymphalidae. Bases 251 to 1834 code for a protein of 527 amino acids.
ACCCAGUAUUUUCACAAGCAUCAGGGGCUCGAGCGUCGAUGCCCGUGUAAAAUUUGCGAGGAGUGUUUUAAUGUACAUGUUUGUUAUAAAUAUUAUAUUUGAAGCAUAGACGUGUCUUAGUCUAACCCUAAUUGUUUAUCAUUGUAUCUAUACAAGUUUAUACGUUCUGGUGGCAAGCAAAUAUUCCAGAACAUUUCCCGUGCUUGAUUGACAGUUAUAAAUAAUCAAGAAGUAUCAGCUAGAUGGUCGUAUGGGCAGCCUACCUGAUCUGACGGAGCUUUCGCGGCCGCACAGCAUCCGAAACGCCGCGAGGACCGUAUCCGAUCCUCAUCGUCAUCGGACUGUGAUACAACAGCUACCUGCAAAUACGAUACACAGGAAAGAAUGGCUUUGGAGGAAGACAAGAACACCGGUCAAACUCCCUGCCACUCUGCCCCGGGGUCGACGGGAUUCCGCCGCUUCAUCAGUAGGAGCGGCGUCAAUCCGUCGGCUUAUAACAAGACAGCCCCCAAAACUUCCAAAACCACUCAUCAGACGAUUCACGCUACUAUGCAUAGCCAGUGGCCUCUGUUCAACAGCUCUUCUGCCUUUCACAGCAUUCGCUGGCGCAGAGGCAGGUUCUGUGCCUUUGGCAAUUAUGCACAUGGUAGCCGCGAUUGUCGCUCCAUUCUCACCUCUCAUCCUCCAAAAGACGGGAACACGUAUAGUUGUCACCGUGGCACAUAUUCUUAUUUGUAUACUACUCAUUGCUCACACGAUUGCAACUCCGUUAGCGAUACUGCUUCCUCUUUACGCCAUUUGUGGGUUCUCACUUUCUCCGAUGUCGCUAGCUCUGUCGGCAUCUGCGACAUCGUUAGCACAAACUGCCGGCGAUGAAAUUAAAAGAAAGAUUGCCCUGCGGAGGGCAUUAAGAGCUCUCAGGGCCGCACAGGAUUUAGGAUUAGUUUGUGGAUCUCUGAUGCUAGGAGGAGCACUUGUAAUUUGGCCUGAAACUCACUCACAAGAAAUGCAACUAAAUAAUACCGACCCAAACAUGACCUUACAAUCUUUUCCUUCAGCGGAAGAAUACUAUUCGGAUGAGGACUACGAGGAAACCACUUGUGGUUCUGCUGGCUGUCCUGGUAUGCAGUUCCUCUUAGGUUCGUCACUCAACUCUGUGGGCCGCAGAGUGCUAGUCGGACUGUGGGCUAUUCUUGCUUUAUUGGCCUCAUUGCUAGGCCUCUAUGGAGCUGCCUCCACACCGGCCCCACCACCUGAUGCACGGUCCGUGCUCAGGGACCCUCGGACGUUACUUGGCACCCCGAUGGGUCUAUUCAUCGGUCUUCAACAGGGAUUUAUUUAUACUUCUUAUAUUAAGUGGUACGGAGUCUGUGUGGGAGGUUGGUCCAGUGCAUUCCGUGCACUUGUCGGGGCUGGAGCCCUACAGGCUCUGGCGGCAGCUACACUCAGUAUGGCUGCGGCACGAGGCCGACGAGGAGCCCUAACCGCCGGCGGGGCAGCAGCACACGCUUCGCUGCUUCUCGCCAUGCUUCGCUGGCGAGCAGCUAGAAGUGACUUAGCUCUACCAGCAGUCGCCGCGGCAGCUUGGGGCGCCUGUGCCGCGCUUUGGGACGUCUUACAGGCGGGUAUCUGUGUGGGCGGUGGCGGGUGGCGCGGUCCUUGGUCAGCGACUCUGGCAGCUCGUCACACAGGUCUGGCGCUGGCCUGUGCGGCGAGGACAUUCCUCUGCGUCAAAACACAGCUCGCCGUUUUGGCUCUAUCCUUAGCAUCGGCCCUGGCAUCGCACGGCACAUUGGAACUGCGAGUUCGACGCUCAGAACGUCAUCGUUCCUAGCGGCGACAGGCGGCGGCCAAUGUUCCACACAGGACCAUUGUCGCCUGCCAUGUAAUCAGUUAAAUCUGAUAAGUAAUAUCUAUUUACUCCCCCACCUACGUGGGACUGUCUGUCGAGCUGUGAACUAAGAAUUGCAUAAGUCUCUCCUGAUGUUCAUGAUAUAUGUGUUUUAUUUUAUAUGUAGAUGUACUCUUUCUGAAGAAUUUAACAUACACUUACAUGAUAUACUAAAUGUUUAUAUUAAAUAAUUGUUAUAUAUAAUGUUAGUUUAUUGAAUCUAUUUACCCAUCCGCAUAGUGAAUGUCAAUUUGAUGUAACAUUUUAAUGAAGAUUUAUUGGGUAAAGAAUAUAUAUAUUUUAUUUAUUCAACUCGGUGACCGUUUAGUAACGAAUGUAUAAUAAAAAAAUAAAAACUUAUAUAUAUAUAUAUAUAUAAAUGAAUGUCUGUUAGGAAAUAGGAUACAUAUAUAGACUUAAAAAAUGUUUGUUAAAAAAAAAAUCUAUUGCAUAACUAAUUAAUUAUACAUGACUGAAUAUCGGUGGAUAUAUGUCACUUCUCAAUGUACUUAAUGUUGUGAUUUUUUUCUUCCCUUAAAUACGCCGGACGACUAAAAUGACUUACUUGUAUUUAAUAAUGAAUGUUUAUUUGUAAUGAUAAAUUUAUUCAAAUUAUUUAAGAGAUCUAUGUACAAAUGAUGUAAAAAAACCUUUGAGGAAAUAAAGGAUUGAAAAAUUUUUCAAUCACAAAACGUUGAGUUAUUUACCUGUCGAUGCGUAAAAUGACUUACUUGUAUUUAAUAAUGAAUGUUUAUUUGUAAUGAUAAAUUUAUUCAAAUUAUUUAAGAGAUCUAUGUACAAAUGAUGUAAAAAAACCUUUGAGGAAAUAAAGGAUUGAAAAAUUUUUUAAUCACAAAA